Molecule: messenger RNA, 10396 nt
Organism: Limulus polyphemus (Atlantic horseshoe crab)
Lineage: Eukaryota; Metazoa; Arthropoda; Merostomata; Xiphosura; Limulidae
Product: A disintegrin and metalloproteinase with thrombospondin motifs 20-like
Exons: 35
Coding region: 131-5389 (1752 amino acids)
Biological process (GO): extracellular matrix organization; proteolysis
Cellular component (GO): extracellular matrix
Molecular function (GO): metalloendopeptidase activity; zinc ion binding
Source: RefSeq, a predicted model, not a curated record
ACGUCGUGGACUGGUGUAGUUACGGUCGGUGGAUACUACCUUAGUUCCUCAGUCGAGUAGUGUUGUGACACCAGACUUUUCGUGACUUGGCUGAAACUGAUCAACUUGAUAGACUAGGGAUGCAUCACGCAUGUUUCUUCCUAUCACAACUGACAAUUUGAAAGUGUUUGGGCCUCUAGGCUCUAUUACCAUGUGGUGGGUAGUCACGUGCGCGCUUCUUGCAGGACUUACCGUAAAGAAAGCGUGGACUUUUACAUCAGAUUUGCCGGCAGGUUCGUUGCCCAUGAAGUCCCAGUUGGUGCACCCGGUCCGUCUCGAUGCCAAUAGACAGGCUCUUUCUGGUCAUCAGGACUUCCGCUGGCGGAAUUUGGAAGACUGGGAACAGAGUGUAGUGUAUGAAUGGAUAGCCUUUAACAGAACAUUCGUUGUGGCAUUAGAAAAUGAAGACAGCUUUAUAGCUCCACAGUUUCAUCUACAAACGGUAGACUCUUACGACGAAAAUGCAACACUGUGGAUACAUCGCGCUCCAGAACGCCGCUGUUAUUACAAGGGUCUAGUUGAAGGCGACAACCAGUCUCGAGUCUCUGUCAGUCUUUGUCAGGGAAUGUUUGGUUUGAUUCAUACUUCUCAUGGAGACUACACCAUUGAACCAGUGCCCUCUAGGAGUGAAACGGAGAAUGUACUCCAGAGAAUUCAUCGUAUGACUCAGCUAAGCUUAACCCAGCCUGGCGGAAAGAAAACCAAUGGUCCUAUAGAAACGUGCUACCUAAAAGAUUCUUCCAAGUUAAAACGAAGAAGAAAAACCAAAGAUAAAACAACGAAUAUUGGAGAAGGUUAUCGUCAUUCUUUUCAUAACGAAAGGGUGCGCUCCAAGCGCUCCGUGUCCAUUGAGCGAAAUGUGGAAGUGCUGAUUGCUGUAGACAGGCAGAUGGCUGACCAGUACGGUGAAAGUUUGCGUCAUUAUGUCCUAACUCUAAUGUCAGCCGUUGCGAUGAUUUACAAGGAGCCCAGCCUUGGAAAUUUCAUCAAUAUCGCAGUAGUGAAGCUGGUUGUUCUAAGUGAGGAAGAGAACCGGGAAGUUGUACAUUCAAGUGCGUCUAAAACAUUACGUAGCUUCUGUCGAUGGCAACAGAUUAACAACCAUGAUGACGACAACCAUCCACAUCAUCAUGAUACUGCUGUCCUCAUUACAAGGGAAGACUUGUGCCGAGUCGCCAAGGCGUGUGAUACUCUAGGUCUGGCAAAUCCAGGAAUGGUGUGUUCGCGCUACAGCAGUUGUGCAAUUGUAGAGGACAACGGACUCAGUGCUGCGUUUACUAUAGCUCACGAGCUGGGGCACGUCCUCGGUAUUCCACAUGACGACGAUUUUAAAUGCAGGAAACAUAGAGAACAUGGUCAAGCGCUAAAAGUUAUGGCAAGAAUGUUAGACGAGAAAAGCCACCCUUGGGACUGGUCACCUUGUAGUAAAAAAUACCUUACAAAUUUCCUUGACACAGGUAAAGGAGAAUGUCUUAACGAUAAGCCGACGGAAAAUCUUAUGGAUAAUCCAUCGAUCAGCGACAGGUACCUCGGUGAACUGUACGACAUGGAUUAUCAGUGUGAGCUGGUUUUCGGCGGGGAGUCAAAAAUUUGCCCCUACAUGCCCGUAUGUAGAAAGUUGUGGUGCACGCUUCACGGAACUUACACCUACGGCUGCAGGACUCAACAUAUGCCGUGGGCCGACGGAACAUUUUGUGGCCCUGACAAGUGGUGCCAACGGGGUGAAUGUGUGAAAGUGGCUGAUAAACAAAAACAAGAACCCGUUGAUGGUCAGUGGGGAGAGUGGCAAGGUUAUGGUCCGUGUAGUAGAAAGUGUGGGGGUGGUGUCCAGAGAUCAGUUCGAGACUGUGACAGUCCUAGGCCUGCAAACAGAGGAAAAUACUGUUUGGGACGAAGAACUCGUUAUCUCUCCUGUAACAUGCACCCAUGUCCCUUCGGAACGACAGAUCCUCGAGCUGAAGAGUGUUCCUUAUUUAAUGGAAUGACAAUGAACUUUCCCGGGCUGCCCUCUAACGUCAAAUGGCUUCCAUAUUAUUCAGAAGAUCGUACUGAGGCCUGCAAGCUUUAUUGUCAAGAUCAUGAAACAUCUGCUCACUUCCUCCUGAAAGACCGAGUCACAGACGGGAUCCCUUGUUGGGAGGAGUCGUUUGAUGUUUGUGUGAACGGUGUGUGCGAGAAUGCUGGUUGUGACCGUGUGUUGGGAUCAAACAAAACACUAGAUCGCUGUGGAAUAUGUGGAGGUGACAGUUCCACCUGCAAGACAGUACAUGGACACUUCAAUGAAGUCAAAUAUGGUUACAACUCCGUCGUCAUGAUUCCAGCUGGAGCAACUAACAUUGAAAUUCUUCAGUAUGGGUACCAAAACUCUCAUCUGGAUGACAACUACUUAGCUCUUCUGUCACACAACCAGAAUUACCUGAUGAACGGUAACUUCACUGUCACACCUUUCAAGAAAACCAUAAAGUACUUUGGUGCAACCUUAGAGUACAGCGGAUCAAUCGCUGUGGUCGAGCGUAUAAACUCUUCGAAACCACUAAAGCGGAAACUGUAUGUUCAGGUUCUUACUGUUGGAAGUCUUCGUCCGCCUGACAUUCGGUUUGAAUACACCGUAUCUCUACGAGAUCAAAAUAAAUACCGAUGGGAUCUGGAGAAAUGGUCAAGCUGUUCUCAUUUGUGUGAAGGUGAAAUGUUUCGGCGUCCUGUCUGCGUAAGAAUCUUUGACAAUCAAGUAGUCAACGACAACCAUUGUGGUGCUACUGACAAGCCUUUAGAACUGGCGAAAACGUGCAAUGACCACUGUAUUCUCAGAUGGAACUUCACCGUAAUAACAGAAUGCUCUGAGCAGUGUGGUCCAGGCACUAGACAGCGAGAUGUUAAGUGCCUUCAGGAGUUUACCAACAACACAGCACAACAGGUUAACACCCAAUUCUGUGACCACCUUGUUGAUAAACCACGUGACUCCGAACAGUGUGAAGGAAGUUGUCCCAAGUCUCACUGGAUAUUUGGAAAUUGGUCGGAAUGCUCGAAAUCUUGCGGAGGUGGUGAAAAAACAAGAAGUGCCACCUGUGUGGAUCCUGACGGGCAAAAUCUUUCUGAAUCUCGAUGUGAAUUAACGGGAAAGAUAACAAGGCAGGAAUGCAAUACCGAUUCUUGUCCAGAGUGGAUGACCGGAGAAUGGGCAGAGUGCUCAGCCACUUGCGGUGAAGGAACGAGAACCCGUUAUGUCACGUGCCAUGACUUUCGCAAUGACGUAGAACUUCCGGAACCUUCCUGUGACAAGACGUCUCGACCCACAAAUCACGAAGUGUGUAAUUCUACACCUUGCGGAUCUUGGAGAACUUCGGAGUGGAGCCAGUGCAACAAAUCCUGCGGUCGAGGUUUUCAAUCACGACAGGUGGCGUGUCGGGACGAGAGAGGAAAAGUCGUGCCAGAUUACAAAUGCGAUGUCUACAGCAGACCUUUCGAGACUAAAGAAUGUAACACCGAAGAAUGUCCACCUUCUUUUCUUGGCUAUCGCUGGUAUCUUGGCCCUUGGAGUUCGUGCUCUGUGACCUGUGGAAAAGGCAUUGAAAGGCGACAACUACGAUGCAUCGACGGACAGGAGCGGUCUGUGGCUGUUGAGAAGUGCGAUGGACCAAUCCCAGAGAACAUAAAAGAAUGCGUGCAAUCUCCUUGUCCAGAAUGGAUAUGGUCAGAGUGGAGUACGUGUUCCGUCAGAUGUGGACAAGGUAUACAGACCCGACAUCCAGAGUGUAAAGAGGAUAGCGUCGCAGUGGACAGCACUAGAUGUGAAGGUGAGAUGCCAAGAAUACAAACACAGAGUUGUUCUCUCAGGCCUUGCAACUAUCAAUGGUCAGCGAGAGAAUGGACCCAGUGUUCGGUAUCCUGUGGUCAAGGUACGCAACACAGAGAAGUCGUGUGUCUUGAUGAAUCCCAGAAGCUUGUUUCUAGGGACCUUUGUGAGGAUCACCCCCCAGCAGACGUGAGGGACUGCAAACAGCCUGACUGUGCACAUUGGGUUUGGACUGAAUGGUCACGGUGUUCUUCCGUUUGUGGCCAAGGUAAACAGAUUCGUCAUUCCCAUUGUUUCCAUGGUAACGAGAUAGUUGGUGAUUUUCACUGUGAGAAGCGGAAGCCCGAACCUGAAACCCGUCUAUGUUUUGAAAAAGCGUGUGUAUUUCGGUGGAAGAAAGGAAGAUGGGGCAAAUGCAGUGUGACGUGUGGACGAGGUCGUCGACAACGAAUUGUCAACUGCAUAGACGGCAAAGGUGACGCAGUGGCCGAUAAGUUGUGUGGACCGAAACGGAAACCUAAAUCCGUGCGUAGAUGUAAGAGGAUCCCAGCCUGUCCGUACUCGUGGAUUCCUGAUGAAUGGACUCAGUGUUCAAGUUCUUGUGGACCAGGAGUGCAACAACGAAGAGCUUUCUGUUAUAAAGUCAACUCCUAUGGGUGGGUGAAUCCUGAACCUGUACCAGAAUCGCUCGAUAAGAGCGAGCCAUGGUGUGACCGUGAAAAACGUCCUAAAACGACUAGGUUGUGCAACUUGGGCCAUUGUAACAGUGGCGCUGUGUGGAAACCUUGGCCUUGGCGAGAUUGUCCGGUAUCUUGUGGAGUGGGAAAACAAAGACGUCGAGUUCCGUGUCAUAACCUGGAAGGUAAAAGAAUCUCAAGAAAAAGAUGUAACCACGCUUUGCGCCCGAAGAAGAAACGCAAGUGCACCAUGAGACCGUGUUCUGCUUCUGCUGUCAGUUGCCAUGACAUCCAAAAAUGGAGAAGAAUAAAGGAAGAUGGAGAGCAAGACAUUUAUGUGCGUGGAAAAAUAGUGAAGAUAUACUGUGCCAAAAUGAACACCUCAAACCCUCAGGAAUAUGUAUCGCUACCUAGCGGAGAGAGCAACAACUAUUCUGAAGUGUACGACAAAAGGUUGUUGAAUCCUGACACGUGUCCCUACGGUGGAAAUCGCCAGGACUCCUGUCCUUGUGUGACGGAGAGAAGGGUGGAAUCAGGGCUGACCAUGUUCAGAAAGCUGGCUGUGAAUCUUACAACUCUACAGGUCAUUACCGAUGAUUUCACGUUCAGUAAAACACCGCAUGGACAGAGGGUAAGAUAUGGAGAGGCAGGGGACUGUUACAGUCUCGAAGAGUGCCCCCAAGGUCGUUUCUCUAUUAACUUAAAGGGUACAGGUUUUAUCGUAUCCGAGGCCACUCAAUGGGAAAAGUAUGGUACCAGGACUACUAUCAAACUACACAUAUUGGAGAAUGGUGAAAUAGUCCAAGGUAAAUGUGGUGGUUAUUGUGGAAAAUGUACACCAGAUGUCAGUGGUCUCUCGUUAGAUGUAGCACCACUUUGACCAAGGAUCACAUAUAGAAGAGAGAUUCUCCUGGAUACCGGUAGUGGUCAGCAGGCCCCCCUGAGUACAGUAUUGUUUUUAACACUUGUUCACUUGUAAAAAGCUCCCGUCAUCGCUGUUAUGUUUUGGUUUUUUAACCUAUAGCACGUCACCAUAUGAAAACACGUCAUAUUUGGAUUGCUAAAGAAAAGGAUUUUUUUCCUCGCUCUGCGUUGACGAAAGGGUUGGUGGUUUAGCCACAAAAACUUAAAUGUUUUGACGAUUUCCGGAUUGACAAGAAGGUAGCACAAAAACCUGGUUAUCUUUUAUCAAAAAGCAUCAUAUUUCUUUGGUUAUUUGUUGUUAGGGAGUAUCACUUUUUUUUCUAAUUAUUUUCUGCCAAAAAAUGUCACAUAUUCUGGUUACCUAUUGACAUCAAAAUGUCACUUUUUUGUUGUAUGUUGUUAAAUAGUAUCACACUUUAACUAUCCAUUGUUUAAAAAUAUUGUGCCAUGGUUAUUGGUUGAUAGAACAUGUUUAAAAGUUAUUUGGUUACUUAUCAAAAAAAGUAUAAAAUUUUCUUAUCUUUUUUUUUAAAGUAAUCAAUUUUAUUGUUAGUUAUACGAAACUUUUAAUAUUUUAUUCGUUUUUCAGGAAAGUAAAUUUUCCGUAAUUCGGUUGCCUAAACGGUAUCACGUUUUCUUGUUAUUCAUUUAAGCAAGUAUAACUAAUGUUUGCCUUAAACGAAUCUCUUUUUCUAGUUGGUUAUUGUGAUGUUACGAAAAAAAGUGGAAUAAUUUUGAAUUGAUAUACUUAUUCCCUGUUUUAUUUUGUUUUUAGUGUGUAUGAUUAUGGCGCAUACAACUAACCACUCAAUGUUUACAAUUACCUUUUGUAACAUAAUGGAAAAAAUACACUUACUUUUCAAUGUUUCGUCAGCAGCAUAACCGAUUUUCGGGUUAAUGAUAAAUUGGUAAACCAUUUGAAAAAUAAGUAAUUAAUAUCAGACAACUAAUACGUAGCUAUACUUGGUAGUUUUGAUUGCCUUGUGUAAAGUAGUACAUUUUUAAUUCUCAGCUGGGCUAAUACAAGUAUUAAGUUGGUAUUUUAUCUGCCUUACUCAUCUUACUCCACUUGAAUAUCACGUUACUAAUACGUGUGUGGAUCCAGCCUUUUCUCAGUCUUAUAGAGCAUGCUUAUUACAAAUUUGUUUACGUGAGUAUUCUUAACUAUUUUCUGUAUGCUAUACAAUUUACUCCAUUUGAAUAUUCGCUUAUCGAUCCUGCAGAUAUGAUUUAAAUCAACAUUUCUUCUCUGACACAAAAUUCUUUAAAACUUUUAUUUUUUUGGCAUUUUGCAUAUUGUAAUUUAAGUAGAUAAAAAACGAAAAAUUAUUUAUUGAUUAAUAACUUUAAAUUUCAUUUGUUGAUAGUUCGUGAAAUACCUUUAAAUUAGACUAACACUUCAGGCGUGCUAAACAUUGAGCUAGUUCUUAUUCAUCGUGUUUGUCAAAAUAAAAACCAUUGGUAACGGCUCGAACUCUGAAGGUAUUUACAUGCAUUGCGUCUAUUCCCAGUUCAAUAAAAUAAAAAAUACAAAAAAAACGUAUGCGUUAACUAUGUUCCUUAGAUUAAUAUUGAUUCGAAAAUUUCCACCGAUAUAUGUAGUUUUCAUGCUUUUAACAUCUAAAUGUGAUUUUGAGUUAUGUAAUAUGGUUUCAAAUCUUCUCUGAAACUGCGUUGAGCUCUUAUCAAGAGAAAUUCAAGACGAAAACUAAGAAUUAACCACAAUAUAUAAGUCACAAUAGAGUCGUCUCUCUCUCUCUCUCUGAAUGGAUGUUUUACCUGUAUUAUUUGUCAUUUCAUAAUAGAAAAAGUAAUGACCAUAACCUCCAGGUGUCAUGAAACCCGCCACACGGUUGAAGUUUCUAUAGAAACUACAUAGUGUUAAACCAUUAAGAUCUACUGCGACCUUUUCCGACCAAUAAUAGGGUAAUAGGUCACUAGUAAACCAUUAAGUUAUGUUCGUAUUAUAACCAGUUCUCUAUAUUAAAACCUGUCAUUGCGUGUAUGUGUGAAAUGUUUCAAAGAUUCAUUUGUUCAAACUAAAAGGGAAAUAAACUUAGUAUGCUUUUUAUACUACAUUUAUCAUUCCCUUGGCAUUAGACCGUCCAUAACGUUAACUACAAGUUUUGUGUAUUGUUUUAAAAUUUCCACACUUUCGUUAAAAAAAUAUAGUCCGCACGUUUGUCCUUUGUGUCAUGUAACGAGUGAUCGUAUUUAUGUUCUUAGAUUACCUAGAAUUUACCCAUGUAAAGUCAAGGAAACGCACAUUAAUUAAGAAUUUAACGAACUCGUAGGUCUUGAGUCUAACACCUGUAAUGUCAAGCAAACACAUUAAGAAAGUAACGAACUAGUAGGCCUAGAACCUACACCUGUAAAUUUAAGCAAAAACACAUUAAGAAAGUAAUGAACUUGUAGGCCUACUGCCUAUAUCUGUAAACUUACACCUAACAAGAUACUGAUAAAUCUGCCAACUCGUAGGCCUAGAGCUAUAAAUUUAAGCAAACACAUUACGAAAGUAACGAACUUGUAGGCCUUGUGCCCAUUUCUGUAAACUCAUGUUAAAGAAAUACUGAUAAAUCUGUCAACUCGUUGGCCUAGAGCCUACAACUGUAAAGUCAUGCCAAACAAACAAAUUAAGAAAGUAACGAACUCGUAGGCCUGGAAUCUACACCUGUAAAGUCAAAUCAACCAAACACUAAAAAAAUAACGGACUCGUAGGUCUGAAUUGGUUAGGCAUACACCUUUAAUCUCGCAUCAAGCAAAUGCUAACAUAUCUGUGAAUUUGUAGGCCUAGUUUCAAACAAACAUACAGAUAUACGAGCGUCUUUUACUUCCAGAAACUCGACACAGGACAGCGAAUAAAUUAAACUGGACAAAGCCUAGCACCACCUUAAAAAAUAAUAAAAUGAGUUUUCACCUAGGAAAUAAGGUGUAAAUUAUUUUGUGUUUGUUUGUUUGUUUGUUGUUAUAAUUUUCAAGUAACUUCAGGCAGUCUCUUUAUUAUAUAAUUAUAAUGUACUCUUUUCUUAUAUUUUUUAGAGGGAGAGUUUUGGUUGUGUUAGUUCUCCAAUUAUUUCUCAAAAUUAGAAUUUUUUAUAUACAAUAAAAAUUGUGAUAAUAUUGUGUUUUCGAAAUAUUAGUAAGCUUCGCCCAAUUAAAAACAAACUCGUAAAAACCCUUAAAUAAGUAUGGAUAAUCAAAUGAUUUUAAAAUAAACAUUACUAUGAAAUUGUAUGUAUUACAUUAAAGCUAAUUGGCCAAUUGUGCGUUGAAACAAGAAGUUUAAUUAACGGUUGCGGUAACUAAUCACCUGUCUUCACUUUCUUAAGUUGAUCAUACAGUACAGAAUCAUCUUCAAGUGAAGAUUUUUGGAAAAAGGAAAGUAGUCAUGUCAGUACUUUCUUCAAAUCGUUAAUACUUUGAUACACGUGACACAAGACCUAUAGAUACUUUUCACGUUGUGUCACUGAACAUUGUUACUGUUACUACAGGAAUUGAAUCUCUCGGGAUCUGUUUUUGAGGUCACUGCCAUUUUUUACUUUAUGUAGACCGUCUUUGCUCAAAUAUGGUGCUUGUUGAGCUAUUGAAGAAAGUCACACUGCCCUUAUAUUAUCAGUCAUAACGACUCGGGGAAAAAAAAAGGUUAACCAGGACUGUAUUUACCAGAGACUCCAAAGAACUUUUCUUGCCUUCGAACUUCAUCUGGUUCAUAGUGGGUAAGUUUCACGAGUUACCCGAUUUGUUCUGAUUGGUGUUACAGUCGUUGACUAUCCACGGGGAUAGUGGUCACUCGGAAAUCGCUGAACAACAAAAUCAUAUUGCCUAAAUCCAUACUUAAGAAGAAAUCUCUCUGGUGUUCUAUAAAAUGUUUGAAAACCCUAAUGUUUUCUGGUUUCUUUAUAUUAGACACUGUCGUAAGGAAUUCAGUGAUGAAGUUGCAAUGUUUAACAAUCAAAUAAGUUAAACGUGAAUGUGCCAAGAGCUUAUUUUACUAGGUUGUGUUUUCUACAUCUCUGUACAUAGGCAUUUCACUUAACAUCUGUACAUCUAUAUCCUAGUGGAGAUUUUUAUAAGUAAAUCUUUUUCCAGUUCGUUUUGCCUUUUUUUAGUAUGCAAAGUUUGACAUUGUUAUACGACUUGAAAGAUAGCUUUUAGACUUUACUCGUUUUUGUGGUAUCAGACAGUAUGAUAGGAUUUGAUUAUAUUAUUUGUAUUAUUAUUUAAUUAACGAAUGAGCUAUCGUGUUAUUAAGCUCUUUGUCAUUGACGGCUGGAAGUGGAGAACCGUCAGUUUCACUAUCGAAGUUUCUAGAUAAUUAAAGAUUUGAUUUGAAAUACAGACACUUGUCUCGGGAUUGAAAAUUUUUAAGGUUUUUUUAACCACCACCUUUGGAACACUAAUCAAACCACUAUAUAUGUUAUACUGUUUUGAACAGUGGGCUUGUAUUAGUGAAAUGGAAGAUAUAUUUGUAGGUAAGUGUAAAGUACAUCUAUUAUAUAUAUUUAAAAAAAAAACUUGAAACUGACACUUAUAAGGUAAACUCAUCAUUUAAAAAACAAACGCGAAAGGAAAGCAUUUAUCUCAACAAACUUCCAGCAUAACAAGUUAAAGCUUUUCUUUUUAUUGAGCACCACGCUUAUGCCGUUAAUAUCAUUACUGCAUUAAAUUACAGGUUGCCUUGUUAAUUAUAUCAAUAGUUGAUACAACGUGUCAGGAAUGUAAUCAUAGUUUGGUUUUGAUUCAAAAUAUGGCUACUAGCCAGAAUAGGAUUGCUGUUUGAUGUAGAAAGUUUUUAAGAAAUCAUCACUAAUUGUUUUAUUUUUCUGGAAUACUUAAAUAUUACACAUUAAUUGUGUCGGCAACAAACCUGCGUUAGGAUUAAUCGAUUAUAUGUGUUCUUUUUUGUGUCAAAGUCAAGGUCUAAUAAAAUAUGCUUCUUUUUUCUUUUCUUUCUUUAAGUGAA